Molecule: messenger RNA, 3189 nt
Organism: Oreochromis niloticus (Nile tilapia)
Lineage: Eukaryota; Metazoa; Chordata; Actinopteri; Cichliformes; Cichlidae
Gene: galnt9
Product: polypeptide N-acetylgalactosaminyltransferase 9
Exons: 11
Coding region: 918-2732 (604 amino acids)
Biological process (GO): protein O-linked glycosylation
Cellular component (GO): Golgi apparatus
Molecular function (GO): polypeptide N-acetylgalactosaminyltransferase activity
Source: RefSeq, a predicted model, not a curated record
GGCUCUUCCUCCCUGACAGAGCGGGGAGGCUGAGAGAGGAGCGACAGCAUGCCAGAGCCCGUAUGCAUCGCUCCCAUCGACACCGAGCGUCGUUUGACUGCAUUUGAGGGCAAAUCUGCUCUCAACUCAUCCCACGGUGCAGCGCCAAAGGAGGCAGCGAUGGUCUGACGGGACACAAACACAGAAAGAGACUCGAAGGCAGAGAGAGAGAGAGAGAGAGAGAGAGAGAGAGAAGAAAAGGGAGAGGGGAGAAAGAGAAACGCCGCUUUGUUUUUGAAACGCGCACAUACAUACACACGCAUAUAUAUAUAUAUAUAUAUAUAUUUAUUUAUUUGUUGGACAUUGGAUUCAUAUUUGCAGAGCGGGACGGAUCGGGUGACCACAACGCCUUUGAGGAAGGAGAUGCCACAGAGGAGCGGUGAGAGCUGUGCGACGCUUCAAAACCAGGGCUUUUCUUGCGCGAUGGACGAGACAUAUUGAUGCUAAGGAACUGGCGACUUACCACGUUGCGGACGAGAGAUGUUUUGCAACUGCCGGGGGCUGCUCGGGAGGAUGAAUGCCUCCCCUGGCGUCAUUUCUCGCUUGUAAUAUGUAGGUGAAGCGAGUGCAGCUGUUUGUCGGCUAGUGAAGCUCAUAAAGCAUCGCUCAGUGGUUGGAGCCGAGCUCCGGGGACGCUACUAACAUUUCCCACCUUGUAAGUUCUAUGUGACCGUUGCGGUGUCCCACUACGGAGCCUCCCGAGCUGUCCGUGGUCCUGAACGGAUCAGCCAGCCCUUCGGGUCUCCACGAGUUGACCUUCUCCCCAGCGAGCACAGAAAUCACCCCGCCGCAAGACACACUGUAAGGUGACAAAGGAGGCCACCACUCAUGAGCUUUUGCCGGGCUUGACUGAGUCAGCCAGACAAUAUUCUCCUUUCAUGGCUGUGGCACGCAAAAUCAAAACUUUGCUGACCGUCAACAUCUUAGUGUUUGUGGGGAUUAUACUGUUCUCGGUGUACUGCAGGAUCCAGGACCGAUCCGAGGAGCUCAUCCAGAUAGGGCGUAUUUCUGACCAGAGGCUGCGAGCCAGGAAUGGCAAAGUUUCCAACUUGGUGGACAGGCAGUCAAUUCUCCAGAGGCUGGAGAGGCUGGAGGAUGUGGUCUACAACCAGUUAAACGGUUUAGCGAAGCCCAUGGGGCUGGUGGAAGGGCCCGGAGGCCUCGGCCAGGGGGGAGCUGCUGCCACUCUGGGAGAAGAUAGCCACGAUGCCGAAAGGAAGUAUGAGGAGUAUGGCUACAAUGCUCAGCUCAGUGAUCGUAUCUCCCUGGACAGGAGCAUCCCAGACUACAGGCCUAAGAAGUGUAAGCAGCUGACGUACCCAGAGGACCUUCCUCAGAUCUCAGUAGUCUUCAUCUUUGUGAAUGAGGCUCUGUCAGUGAUCCUGCGCUCCGUCCACAGUGUGGUCAAUCACACACCGGCACACCUGCUGAAGGAGAUCAUCUUGGUAGAUGACAACAGUGACAGUGUGGAGCUGAAAUUCAACUUGGAUCAGUAUGUGAACAAACGCUACCCAGGCCUCGUAAAGAUUGUGAGAAACAGCAAGAGGGAGGGUCUGAUCCGGGCCCGUAUACACGGCUGGAACGCGGCCACGGCUCCCGUCGUCGGCUUCUUUGACGCUCACGUUGAGUUCAACACCGGCUGGUCUGAACCUAUUCUGACCCGGAUGAAGGAGGAUCAUACCCGCAUUAUCUUGCCCGCCAUAGACAACAUCAAGUACAACACGUUCGAGGUGCAGCAGUACGCUAAUGCCGCCCACGGCUACAACUGGGGUCUAUGGUGUAUGUACAUCAUCCCUCCACAAGAGUGGCUGGACAGGGGCGAUGAGACAGCCCCUAUCAGAACUCCAGCCAUGAUCGGCUGCUCUUUCGUGGUAGAUCGGGAAUACUUUGGUGAGAUCGGUCUGCUGGACCCUGGCAUGGAGGUCUACGGAGGUGAGAACAUCGAGCUGGGCAUGCGGGUGUGGCAGUGUGGUGGGAGCAUGGAAGUCCUCCCGUGCGCCAGAGUGGCCCACAUCGAGCGCACCAAAAAACCCUACAACAAUGACAUAGAUUACUACGCCAAGCGCAAUGCCCUGCGAGCCGCUGAGGUGUGGAUGGAUGAAUACAAAUCCCACGUCUACAUGGCCUGGAACAUUCCCAUGAAUAACCCUGGGGUUGAUUUCGGGGAUGUCUCGGAGCGCUUGGCCUUAAGGAAAAGGCUGCAAUGUCGGAGUUUCCGCUGGUACCUUGAACACGUCUACCCAGAGAUGCGAAUCUAUAACAACACCAUCACAUAUGGCGAGGUGAGAAACAGCAAGGCCAGCGGCUACUGCCUGGACCAGGGUUCUGAGGACGAUGAUAAAGCCAUCCUGUACCCCUGCCACGGCAUGUCCUCCCAGCUGGCUCGGUACUCUACGGAGGGGCUUCUCCAGCUUGGUCCCCUGGGGUCCACCACCUUCCUGCCUGAUACAAAAUGCCUCAUUGAUGAUGGCAGAGGACGUACUCCCAGUCUGAAAAAAUGUGAUGCUGUGUCGAGGAUUUCCCAGAGGCUUUGGGACUUUACACAGAAUGGGCCGAUCAUCAGCAGGGACACUGGCCGAUGCUUAGAGGUAGAAAUGUCCAAAGACGCCAACUUUGGCCUUCGCCUUGUGGUCCAGAGAUGCUCUGGUCAGAAGUGGAUGAUACGAAACUGGAUUAAGCAUCCCAGGCACUGAAACCAGAGAAAGACCUCUGAGACAGUUUGGGCAGCGUUUCAAGUCACAGUUAGAUCUUAAACUGUGGACAGUUCAGAGAGAGCAGAGCGCCGGUGAUGCUGGUGUGUGGUAUUUCACACCACAGACUACACAGUACACUGGGUCUCCCUCAGGCCACAGAGCUUUCCAAUACUGAGUUUUAAAGAAGAAUAUGAUCAAUCCGUGUGUUCCACUGAGCUGCACAUUCAUACCAGACCUUAUGGCAGGCUGCACCUUUUGAAAUGGCCCACAUCUCUGAUAUUCAGCUACAGUUGUACAUGUAUAGAGCAAGUCAUCUGAGUGCAGCCCCUGAAGGUGGUUCAACGUUCUAGUAAUUAUAUUGUUCUACUGUAAAAGUAUCAGCUCUUUGGAGAUGAGAAAGCGUGGGUGGAUGGGUGAUUUUUUUUUUUUUUUUUUCCCUGAGUGAAUCGGAGCAAAU